AUGAAGUUUUACACUACUUCUCUCUUUCCAAUCUUUUUGGGCCUUGUCACUGCUAAUGCGCCAUGUCCUACCAUAACCACCACCGCCGAAUUGUGUAGCACUUGCAUGCUCAAGAUGUGCUUGGCCAUCUCGACUGUGCCUGUGCCCAGCAGCUGUGGCGUAUCCACAUCGACGACCUCCUACCCGUGCUCUGAGAACAGCUGCCCCAGUGGCUGCGCGUCGACGAGCUACAUAUACUCCCUCGACUGGCACGAUCCCACCGAGGCGCCGCCUCACCCUACCGCCACCGAUGGUCCGGCCUGCCGUCCCAACUAA
Molecule: messenger RNA, 315 nt
Organism: Beauveria bassiana ARSEF 2860
Lineage: Eukaryota; Fungi; Ascomycota; Sordariomycetes; Hypocreales; Cordycipitaceae
Exons: 3
Coding region: 1-315 (104 amino acids)
Source: RefSeq, a predicted model, not a curated record